Phoenix dactylifera (date palm) is the source of this 1326-nucleotide messenger RNA. RefSeq names its product 60 kDa jasmonate-induced protein-like. Lineage: Eukaryota; Viridiplantae; Streptophyta; Magnoliopsida; Arecales; Arecaceae. The record is from RefSeq and is a predicted model, not a curated record.
ACUUUAUUAGUUUGUCAAUUCAUUUACAAAAUUCAAUCAUCAAUAUGCUGACGAUUGACAUUUGAGAUACAAAUCCCAACAAGAUAGAGACCCAUAGAUAGAUACAUUCGUAUCUCCGAUCAUCUCUUGGCCGCCAGCCCCUGACUGGAUGCAGAAUCUAGAGGGCGGCUGGGGAGACCUCUCUGAAGAGUUGCUGCGCCAGGAUGCCGAUCCCGAACAUCGAUUCCGACUUUCACAAGACAACCGAAUGGGAAUUAAUAACGCUUUAGAGGCGGUGGCGCAAAUUGGCAUCUUGCUGCUUCCUUACCUUGGGAGUCGAAGGAUCCCGCGCAUUGUCAUCGACGAUGGAUCGGCCCAGCCUCCUCAAGGACGACCGCUGGUCGAGGUGUUCUUUGUGCGCAUCGACAACAUCGACGACGAGGACCCAGGCGACCUCUACGGCUGGAUAACGGUCGCCGACGGAUUGCGGACUCAAUACAUCUACAACCGAGCAAGAGGCGAUUACGAAUCCAUCCGCCCCCGCGAGUUUGCUUUGCUGACUGGCCCAGGCCGAGCCAUCUCAGCCUACGGGAGCUUCACCAUCGAUGUAGAUCUCAAGGAUAGGGAUGCUGACUUGUCUCCAGAUGACGAAGUCAGCCGUGGGCAGAUCUCGUGGAACGUUUACAACACCACCAACGAGUACGACGAGCCUCUGUUUUGCCGCGUUGACGGCAAGAAUGGUCAGAUAACAGUGAAGUACGCGGUGUUAAGUGAUGCGGUGGCGGCCAUUCUGGAGGUCACGCUCAUAGACGGAGACAGGGAAGACCCAGCCGAAGUUUAUGGAGGACUUGCUGCUCUUAAUGGUCUCGGUGAAAGUGAGCUCUUCCGAAAGGGGUCGGACGACUACAUAGAAGUAAGACCUGGGCAGCGCAUCCCGUUGUCGAGGUCCAUGGUAGCAGUGCCGCUGUACUCCUCCCUCACAGUUCGAGCGGAUCUAUAUGAUCACGACAGCGACCCUUCUCCCAACGAUGAGAUUGCCAACGGCACUGCAGUGUUCCCUGCUCGACUCGACGGUACAUUCGCGGAGGAAAUUUCUGGCAACGACGGUAAAAUUCAAGUGAAGGUGACCUGGACCGUAGAUAUCUGAAGUAUAUAUAUGCUACUAUAUAAGGAUGAUGAUAUGAAUAGGCUUGUGGUAGACUUUGAUUAUGCGUGUUGUUAUCAUGGUUGUCCGCUUUGCUUCCUGAGCGUUAGUGUAUGUUAUGAGUCCGAAUCCUCUGCAAUGUAUGUGCUUUCCCUAGUAAACACUAAGUUUGCAUAAAUAAAUAGUAAUCUUGCAGAAAUAAA